ACGCUGCUUACAUCCUUGACGACCUCUUGGACAAGUGUGCUACUGAAUCAUUGGAGAUGGAGUACCUAGGAUUCAACUGUGGACUAGCAGACAAGGUGCGAAGAUCUUUCUUAUCCUCUUUUCAUCCAAAGCAUGUUGCUUUUCGUUACAAACUUGCUAAGAAAUGAUGAGGAUAAGAGUGAAGUUAGAUGGAAUCGCCGAAGAAAGGAAGUUUCAUUUACCGGAGAUGGUUAGAGAGAGAAAAGUUGGUGUUCAAGACUGGCGCCAAACCACCUCAAUAUUACCUCAACCGUUAGUCUAUGGAAGAGAAAAAGAAAAGGAUAAAAUCGUGGACUUUUUGGUUGGUGAUGCAUAUGAAUUGGAGGACUUAUCUGUCUAUCCAAUAGUAGGCCUAGGGGGACUGGGUAAAACAACACUUGCCCAACUCGUCUUUAAUAACGAGAGGGUAGUCAACCACUUUGAAUUAAGAAUUUGGGUGAUUGUUUCUGAAGAUUUCAGUCUCAAAAGAAUGGCAAAAGCUAUCAUAACUUCAAUAUCUGGGGAGGCCUAUGGAGGUGAGGAUUUGGAUCUAGAGCUACUACAAAAAAGACUUCAAGUUCUACUUCGAAGAAAAAGAUAUUUGCUUGUUUUGGAUGACUUGUGGAACCAAAAACAAGAGUAUUGGCUGAGAUUGAAAUUUCUAUUGGCUUGUGGUGGAAAGGGUACUUCAAUUUUGGUCACUACUCGUCUUUUAAAUGUAGCCAAAAUCAUGGGGACAGUGCCUCCUCAUGAAUUAUCUAGGCUAUCUGAUAAAGACUGUUGGGAAUUGUUUAGGCAACGAGCGUUUGGACCAAAUGAGGCAGAAGAUGAAAAGCUUGUGGUCAUAGGAAAGGAGAUACUAAAAAAGUGUGUGUGAGUCCCUCUUGCGGCAAUAGCACUAGGAAGUCUUUU
Messenger RNA from Medicago truncatula (barrel medic), 930 nucleotides. Its product is annotated as disease resistance protein RGA2. Gene Ontology annotation, molecular function: ADP binding. Lineage: Eukaryota; Viridiplantae; Streptophyta; Magnoliopsida; Fabales; Fabaceae. The record is from RefSeq and is a predicted model, not a curated record. The transcript has 2 exons. The coding region runs from base 164 to 895 and encodes 243 amino acids.